Pichia membranifaciens NRRL Y-2026 is the source of this 1230-nucleotide messenger RNA. RefSeq lists its product as hypothetical. The transcript has a single exon. The record is from RefSeq and is a predicted model, not a curated record. Bases 1 to 1230 code for a protein of 409 amino acids. Lineage: Eukaryota; Fungi; Ascomycota; Pichiomycetes; Pichiales; Pichiaceae. Gene Ontology annotation, molecular function: S-adenosylmethionine-dependent methyltransferase activity.
AUGGACAGCAAUAACACAGAAGGAAGCACGCAUGAUAUUGAGGAGUAUAAAGCGCUUACCACAGUUUUGAGUGCCCACCUGGGAUACAAGGCAUGGGCUCUUAGAGAGAUUGUGAAUCCCAAAAAAUUGAAAUUUGACUCAUUAGCUGACGACGAAAAGACGCUGAUAAGCUGGUUUCCAGAUUACACAGUACAACUCGAACACUCAGCAGCUUUGAACGGUCAGUAUUUUGAACUUGUAGCCAACUCAAUGGGCCCUUCUUGGGGUGCAGGCGAGCCUCAGACUUGGUUUCCGGAAACAUCGGCAGACUUGAACCGUCUUCUCGGCAUGAUGAGUCAAUACGUUCGUGAAUGGUCCAGCGACGGGGAAGAAGAGCGUGAGAUAUCUUUUGGCCGGAUUCUUGGUGCUGCCGAAAGGCUUUUUCCUGACAUUGACUCGAGACCGGAUGUCGAAGUACUAGUGCCUGGAGCAGGUCUUGGCCGAUUAUUAGUAGAGUUCGUCAAAAGGGGAUUCCGAACUCAAGGAAACGAGAUCUCAUAUCACAUGCUACUCAACUCCAACUUUAUACUUAACAACACCUACUGUGAAAACAAUUUUGCAUUGUGCCCGUUCAUCCACAAAAGCUCUAAUGUUGAAAAGAGAAAUUAUCAGUGUCGUCAAAUAUAUUUCCCUGACUUUAACCCUUCCGAUAUGUCGAGGAUAACUGAAGAUCAUCCAUCGAUUCCCGUUGAAGAACUAAUGUCUAUGGUUGCUGGCGGAUUCACUGACUUAUACGGGCCCUUCAAUAAGAACAAAAUUAGUGAUUUAGUUACUGAUGAUCCUCUGGCAAUGGAGUUCCGAGAAGAAAAUUCGGGCAAGUUCAAAAUAGUGGCAACAUGUUUUUUCUUAGAUACCGCAACCAACAUCAUAGAUUACCUUAGAACUAUAAAACACUGUUUGUGUGAUGACGGCUACUGGAUAAAUUUUGGACCUUUACUGUGGCAUUUUGAAAAUGACGACAACGCGUACAAUGUAAAAGUUCAAGCUGCAGAUGGGAAAGUAAUUGACGUCCCAACCCCAUUAAAGGGAUUAGAACUGUCACGGGACGAUAUAUUAAAUUUGGUGACGGAUUUAGGGUUCGAGUUUGUGGAACACGAAAGCGGAAUAGAGUCUUCCUAUGCUGGUGAUGCUAAAUCUUUAGGUAACUGGAAAUACAAAUGCGAAUAUUGGGUUUGCCGAAAGAAAAAAUAA